AUGACUUCGAAACAGAGUGCAGAUGAAUUGGUGCAGUGGGAAUCUCGUUUGAGAGACGCAGCACAUAAGUGUGAAUUGAAAACGACCGAGUUAGACAAAAGGCAUAACGAACUUUUAGCUCAGAGGGAACAUUUGAGUCGAGAAAGUCAGAGACUCAACGAAUUAAGAGCAGGAAUAGAGGCUGAUCGAAGAAAUAUGGCGUCAAUUGUUGGUUCCAUUAACGAGUACUCUCGUAAAGAAAAUUGGACAUUAUGGUUCGAGAGACUAGGACAAUUUUUCAUUGCAAAUAGUGUGCAAGAAAAUAAAAAGGCAUCGCUCUUUCUUACAUUGCUUGGAGGAGAAGGUUACGCGAUUCUAAGGAAUUUGUGCGCGCCAGAUUUGCCAUCGUCGAAAACGUUUACCGAAUUGGCAACCAUUAUGAAGGACCACAUGGAGCCGACGCCGAACGAAAUUCUCGAGCGCUACAAAUUCCGUCAGUGUGUACAACGCGAGACUCAAGAGGUAAAAGCGUUUGUCGAAGAAAUUAAGAAAGCUUCGACGUAUUGUAAUUUUGGUGCAAACUUACAAGAUUCAAUGAGGGAUCAGUUUGUUUGGGGAUUAAGAACAGAAGCGCUACAGAAACGAUUAUUAAGAGAAAAAGAUCUAACUUUCGUCAAGGCGGUGGAAUUGUCAACAGCGUUCGAACUUGCGUCGAAGGGGGCAGCAGGGAUGAACGAGUCGACCAAAAAAACAGAGCAGCCGUCGGUAAAUGUCAUCAGGGAUAAAAAUCGUUUUAAGAGUGGCAGCAGUGGAUCUUCGGAAAAACAAACAGAUAAGACUUUCCAAUGUAUGCGUUGCGGGAAAAGUAAUCACAGUCCGGCCAACUGCAAGUAUAAAUCGUAUAAGUGUAACAGUUGUGGUAAGGUAGGCCAUCUAGCAGGUAUGUGUAAAACUAAGGGUUUUAAUUCGAGUCAAGAAAAAACAAACAAUGUAAAAUUUAAGAAGCAAAAUUUUAAUAAACAAAAUUUUUUAGAAGAAAGUGAAAGUUUAGUCGACGAUUUCGAAAGAUUAUUUGAAUUGGAGGACAUCGUUAAAGUAAACUGUAUUAAACCUUUCGAAAUAAAAUUAAAGUUAAAUGAUAAUAUUGUUAAUUUUGAAAUAGACACGGGUUCUCCAAUUUCAGCAAUUUCAGAAAAUUAUUUCAAAAAUUCAAUAUUUAAAAAAUUAACGUUAAAUAAAACUGAUAGGAAAUUUCAAAGUUAUUUGGGAGAUCCCAUAAUUCCGUGUGGUUUUUUUGAGGUUAAGGUUGAGUGCAAUGAAAUGCAACGUAAAUUAAAAUUGUUUGUCUUGCCAGGGAAAAGCUUACCUAUUUUAGGCCGAGACUGGAUAUCUAGCUUGAAUUUGGAAUUCAAAAAUGGCUUGGGAAAUGUCAAAAAACUGGAUAUUGCAAAAAUCGACGAUAUUGAACUAUUGUUAAAAGAAUUCGAAGACACAUUUUCAGAUAAAUUAGGGAAAUAUAAUGUAUCUAAAUUGAAAUUACAUUUAAAGGAUAAUGUAGAACCAGUUUUUUGUAAACCAAGACCAGUGCCUUAUGCAUUAAAAGUAAGGUUAGAAGACGAACUUGACAGACUUCAAAGAUUAGAAGUAUUAAAAUUAGUCGAACAUGCGGACUGGGCGACACCCAUCGUCCCUAUUUUAAAAAAUAAUGGGGAAGUUCGAAUUUGUGGCGAUUACAAAAUAACAGUUAAUCCUUGUCUAAAGAUAGACAGACAUCCAAUUCCGCGGACUCAAGACUUAUUAGCGACACUUAGUCACGGUACAGUGUUUUCGAAACUGGACUUAUCUUUUGCGUACUUGCAGGUAGAACUUGACGAAUCAUCGAGGCCUCUUACCACUAUUACCACUCAUAAAGGGUUAUUUGAAUAUAACAGAUUAAAUUUCGGGAUUUCUUCGGCUCCAGGGCUUUUUCAGAGAGAGAUGGAAAAACUUUUGUCAGGAAUUGAGGGGGCCGUUGGUUUUUUCGAUGAUUUUAUUGUUUUGGGAUCAACUCGAGAGGAACACGAUUCGAGAUUAAAGGAAGUUUUGCGUCGUAUCAGGGAUUCGGGUUUAAAGUUAGGGCGAGAUAAGUGCGAGUUUGCUAAGGAUAAUGUAAAGUUUUUAGGUUACGAAUUGGGAAAAAAAGGUAUUAGCGCAUCCCAGGACAAGGUAAAGGCAAUUUUAAAAAUAAAAGAACCAACUAAUGUAACCGAAUUGCAAUCGUUCAUAGGAAUAAUGAACUAUUAUUCGAAAUUUAUUAGAAAUUACGCUAGUAUGAUGUACCCGCUGUAUAAAUUGCUAAAAAAAGAUCAAAAAUGGAAUUGGGAUCGUGAAAGUGAUAGAGCUUUUCAAAGUGCAAAAAAAAGUUUGAUGUCGAGUGAGGUUUUAAUGCCAUAUGAUACAAGGUUGCCAGUUAAAAUCACGACUGACGCGUCCCCUUAUGGUUUGGGAGCAGUAUUAGUUCAUGUGUUGGAAGGAAAUGUUGAAAGGCCCGUGGCUUUCGCUUCGCGAACAUUAACAAAGGCGGAGUCCGGUUACUCGCAACUAGAUAGAGAAGCUUUAGGAGUAGUCGAAGGGGUCAAAUCAUUCCACCAAUUUGUCUACGGUAGACAUUUCAUACUCGAAACAGACCAUAAGCCGUUAAUAUAUAUAUUCGGAGAAAAAAAAGGAUUACCUCAAAUGGCAGCGAGUCGAGUCCAGCGUUGGGGGGUAUUUUUAUCAGGGUACGAUUACGAAAUCAAAUUUCUUAAGGGAAAAAAUAAUCAGAGCGCGGAUUUUUUGUCUCGUUACAUGGGUCCAUCGUUAGUUGAUCUUGAAAGCGGCAAUAAAGAUGAUUUUACAUAUUUAAAUUUCGUGACCGAAAAUGUUAAGUUAAUCUCAGCUGAAUCAAUCAGUGAAGAAACAGAUAAAGAUGACAAUUUGAAAAGAGUCAAACAAUUUGUUUUAAAUGGUUGGCCAAACAAAGUGCCGGAAUCGCUAAUUCCGUUUUCAAGAAAAAGUAACGAUUUGUACAUAGAUAAAGGGUGUAUUAUGUGGGGCCAUAGGGUCGUCGUUCCGAAAUUAUUCCGUGAAGAAUUAGUAAAAGAAUUGCACAGUUCACACAUGGGAAUUGUGCGAAUGAAAAGCAUCGCACGAUCGUAUAUUUGGUGGCCUGGUUUAGACAAUGAUAUAGAAAACAUGGGCAAAACAUGUGUGGCUUGCUUAGAAAACGCGAACAAUCCGCCCAGAGUAACUUUGCAUCCGUGGAAUUGGCCAGAGGGCCCUAAUCAUAGACUGCAUGUAGAUUUCCUUGGUCCGGUAGAAGGGGAUAUGUACAUCGUCAUAAUCGACGCAUUUUCAAAAUGGAUUGAGGUCAAAAAAAUGAAAAAUAUUACAGCCCCUGAAACCAUUAGAGUAUUGAAGGAGUAUUUUGGAGUAUGGGGAUUACCUCUAAAGUUAGUAUCGGAUAAUGGCCCGACGUUCACGUCACAAUCGUUUUUGGAAUUUAUUAAAAUGAAUGGUAUCAUCCAUGUAAAAACUGCUCCUUAUCACCCGUCAACUAACGGGGCCGCGGAAAAUCUAGUCAAAACGUUCAAAGAAAAAUUUAUCUUAUUAAUGAGCGAAAAUGGAAAGGAUAAACAGGACGCAUUGGUCAAGUUUUUAUUCCAUUACCGCUCAUCGCCACAUUGCACGACAGGGGUUUCUCCGGCAGAGUUGCAGUUGGGAAGAAAAUUAAGAACGCGUUGGGAUCUAUUAAAAACCGAGAUAAGGGAAAGGGUAAUUAAAGAACAAGGGAAACAAAAAAAUUAUUACGGGGGAAACAGAAAAGUUGAAUUUAAUGAACAGGAGGUGCUUAUGGCCAAAGACUAUUCGGGAAAAAAGAAUAAAUGGUGUAAAGUACAGGUCGCAAAAAGAUUGAGUCCAGUUUCAUACUUGGUUCGCACUUGUGACGGUAGAGAAUGGAAACGACAUGUUGACCAAUUGCGCUCUUGUCAUUUAGCUUUCGAAAAAAACAGUCCUUGUGAUAUAGAAAUGUUAGACUCUCACAAAAAUUUUGUAGAAGACGUCGUUGUUAAACCUAUAGAGUUAAGCUCCGUAGAAAAUAAAAAUAUUAUGAUCACCGACACCUCGGUCAACGAUGUAAGAGCCGAAAAAGAGUAUGUGGAGCAAGUCGAACAAAAAUCUGUUGAACCGGAACUUAGGCGUUCUACGAGGAUUAGAAAACAACGAACUAUUUUCGGUGUAAAUGCUUAA
Messenger RNA from Leptopilina heterotoma, 4248 nucleotides. RefSeq lists its product as uncharacterized. Gene Ontology annotation, molecular function: nucleic acid binding; zinc ion binding. The transcript has a single exon. The coding region runs from base 1 to 4248 and encodes 1415 amino acids. Gene Ontology annotation, biological process: DNA integration. The record is from RefSeq and is a predicted model, not a curated record. NCBI's taxonomy places the organism in Eukaryota, Metazoa, Arthropoda, Insecta, Hymenoptera, Figitidae.